AACAAGAUGGCGGUGCCGCGGGACGGCUCCCUGGUCCAGAGGAGUUUCUGACACCUAGACUCAAGACUAGAACUAUGAGCUCACCUCUGGCCUCCCUUAACAAGAUCCGGAAAGUGCCCUUGUAUCCGGAGCCUGUGAGUCCUGGGCACAGAAGAAUCUACGGAGAUGAAGAUGAGGUGGACAUGCUGACUGAAGGAAAUAACUCUGAAGAAAGAAUAUCUCUUCCUUCCUGCUAUGGUGGCAUCGGUGCCCCUGUGGGUAGGCAAGCCCCUGAGUCUUAUGACCCGGAACUGAAGAGGCUGAAGGACCUGGAGCGGCAGCUGGAAGCCCAGCAUGAUGAGAUACUGUCCAAGGACCAGAAGAUCCUGGCCUUGGAGGAGUUGGUGAGGAAACUCCAGCAGAAGCAGGACAAAGCAGCCUUGCAGCGGCAGGAGGAGCUGGAGGUGAUGUGCAUGCAGCUACAGCGGCAGGUUGGCGAGAUGGAGCGGUUCCUCAAUGACUAUGGACUGCAGUGGGUGGGUGAGCCCAUGGACCAGGAAGAAUCGGAGGAAAAGGCUGUCACAGAUAAUCAUGAGCGGGACUGGAUGACAGCCAAGAAGUUCUGGAAGCCAGGGGACUCAAUUGUACCUCCAGAGGUGGAUUUUGACAGGUUGCUGGCCAGCCUGCAAGAUCUCAGUGAACUGGUGGUAGAGAGUGACACCCAAGUGACUCCAAUGCCUGGUGGGGCACGGUUCCGUAACCUUGAGCCCAUCCCGCUGAAGCUGUACCGGAAUGGCAUGAUGAUGUUUGAUGGGCCUUUCCGGCCCUUCCAUGAUCCCUCUACACAGCGGUGCCUCCGGGACAUACUGGAUGGCUUCUUCCCCUCAGAGCUCCAGCGACUAUACCCUGACGGAGUCCCCUUUAAGGUAAGUGACCUGCGCAAUCAGGUCUUCCAGGAAGAUGGGCUGGACCUAUUCCCAGGUGAGGGUCGUGUGGUGGGCCGGCCAAAAACAUGCAAGGUCAUGGACCGGGUGGAGGAGACCUCAGGCUCCAGAAUGACUGCUGAGAAGUUUCUGAACAGGCUUCCCAAGUGUGUAAUCCGACAAGGCGAGGUGAUUGACAUCCGGGGCCCCAUCAGGGACACCUUGCAGAGCUGCUGCCCACAGUCUGCCCGGGUCCAGGAGGUCAUAGUGGAGACACCUGUCUUGGCUUCUGAGAGGCAGAGGAUCCAGGAGUCACCCAGCACGCCAGGGCCUCCACUCUCCAUGCUGCGCAUCAAAUCUGAGAAUGGAGAGCAGACCUUCCUGCUGAUGAUGCGACCCACGGACACUGUUGGUGACGUGCGCACCCUCCUAACACAGGCCAGGGACACGGAUGCUGCCAACUUUGACAUCUUCAGCACCUUCCCACCCAAAGUCUACCAGGACGAUGCACUCACACUGCAGGCUGCAGGCCUGGUACCCAACGCAACACUGCUGUUGCGGGCACAAAGGGCCCAGCCUCCUAACCCCAGCUUUGGUUCUGGUUCCCACUCUGGCUCCCGCUAAG
Jaculus jaculus (lesser Egyptian jerboa) is the source of this 1527-nucleotide messenger RNA. It is a transcript of the gene Ubxn11, whose product is annotated as UBX domain protein 11. The transcript has 15 exons. The record is from RefSeq and is a predicted model, not a curated record. Lineage: Eukaryota; Metazoa; Chordata; Mammalia; Rodentia; Dipodidae. Gene Ontology annotation, molecular function: ubiquitin binding. Gene Ontology annotation, biological process: proteasome-mediated ubiquitin-dependent protein catabolic process. The coding region runs from base 75 to 1526 and encodes 483 amino acids.